UCUCCACUCUCCACUCCACUGUAAUCUUUCGCCAUGGCUCCUGUCAACGACUCCACUCCCGGUCCUAGUCCUCUCAGCGACAUCAAGAAUCUGCUCAAGCAACUGCAUGAGAAAGUUGAUCGUCUCGAAGCCAAGGUCGACAAGGUCGAGGCUAAGGCUGCUGGCAAGGAACAGGAUCCUAAACAUCUUCGCAUGAUCUUGAUCGGACCCCCCGGUGCCGGUAAAGGCACCCAAGCCCCAAAGAUUAAGGAAAAGUACUGUGUUUGCCACUUAGCUACUGGUGAUAUGCUUCGUGCCGCCAUCUCCAAUAAGACCAAGGUCGGUUUGGAGGCCAAAAAGGUCAUGGAUGCCGGUGGAUUGGUCAGUGAUGAGAUCAUGGUCGACAUGAUCAAAGACAACUUGGAGAACAAUAAGGAGUGCAAGAAUGGAUUCAUUCUUGAUGGAUUUCCUCGCACCGUUGUUCAGGCAGAGAAAUUGGAUGCUAUGUUGGAGGCCAAGAACCAGCGCUUGGAUACUGUCGUCGAGCUUUCCAUCGACGACAACUUGUUGGUGUCGCGCAUCACUGGUCGUUUGAUCCACGUUCCCUCGGGUCGUUCGUACCAUAAGGAGUUUGCUCCUCCUAAAGUUCCUAUGAAGGAUGAUAUCACAGGCGAGCCUCUUGUUCAGCGUUCUGAUGACAAUGCUGAGGCCCUCAAGAAGCGACUAGUAACCUACCAUAAACAGACUGUCCCUGUUGUUGAGUACUAUAAGAAGAAGGGUCUUUGGUCUCAAGUCGAUGCUGCUCAGGAUCCCAAGCUCGUCUGGUCCAGUAUGCUUGCCAUCUUUAGCAAGACCGCUUAAAAACCCUUUGAUCACUUUUGCUUGAUAUUUUUCUUUCUUCCUUUCUCGUCUUUAAUGAUGAUAUAUGACCAUGAUUUGGUCGUAAUGACUGUAGAUUCUUUUUUUUUUAACCGACUAUACUUCCUAUCCUAACUGAUUUUCUCGACUGUUACAUAUUUUCAUUAAAGCAGAG
Lobosporangium transversale is the source of this 1012-nucleotide messenger RNA. RefSeq names its product adenylate kinase-domain-containing protein. The transcript is spliced from 3 exons. The record is from RefSeq and is a predicted model, not a curated record. Gene Ontology annotation, molecular function: ATP binding; AMP kinase activity. Gene Ontology annotation, biological process: ADP biosynthetic process. Gene Ontology annotation, cellular component: mitochondrion; cytoplasm. Lineage: Eukaryota; Fungi; Mortierellomycota; Mortierellomycetes; Mortierellales; Mortierellaceae. The coding region runs from base 34 to 840 and encodes 268 amino acids.